UGGAAAGACGAGGGUGGAGAAUAAUCUAGCCGCGACGAGUGCGACGUGUCAACAAGAUAGUGGUGCCAUCGUAAAUCGAGACAUCAAAUAAAUAAUAUUAUCGAUCGUAUAUUGUUGACGAAAGUUACCGUGCCAGCACCAACAGCACGACGAACGGUUAACAUAAUCCGUACUAUCUUUUAUCGUUCUCUUUUCCACAAAAGCUGUAUCACCUGAAUAUUCGCAUUCCGUGGUUCAUGGCCAACUGUCAUCUGUCAGACGUGACCAACGUGACAACAUAUAAUAAUAAUAUAAUAAAUUCAUGCGGGCAAUCCGAAUCGAUGCAACUCUGAAAUUCGUUAAAGAGCGCGGACAUUUCUCAUACGUUCUCAUUCGAUCGACGGUAUACCGUUGAGGGGGGCGGAGACAAAAUAUUAACCUACGGAUAGGUUUUCAGAAUUGACGAAUUGUAUUUUCAACAAAGUGUCAUUUAUUAUUCUAGUGCUCGUUAAAAGUGGGUCAAUCGCAAACGUUCGUUCUACUGUCACCGUCACUCAUUUAUUUUUGUUGUUUUUUUUUUAUUUCCUUUAUUUAAUAAUCAUUCAAUAAUGGCUUCUACGAACGAUGAAAUAUCAAAAUUGGAAGAAAAAACAGAGAAUCUACAAGUCUCGGACCCGGCAACGAUCGAUGAUGAUGACGACGAAAACUCAGCAAAAUGUUUGGAACCUCAUCUCUCUGGUUUCGAAACUCACCAACUCUAUAAAAUUGCUCUCAACUUUUAUAAAGAAAAAACAGGCAAAGCGGUACAUUUUUCCUACGAAGACAAAUUAAAACUGGUGGCAUUUACGCAGCAAGUAACGCACGGGAAAUGUACAACAGAAAAUUCGCCGCCGUUGGGGGUACUGGACGUAAUAGGGAAAGACAGAAGAUUAGCAUGGCAAAAUUUGGGCGAUAUAACAAAGGAGCAGGCGAUGGAGGGUUUCAUAGUAUUGCUCGAUAAGCUUUGUCCGCUAUUUAGAACAGUGGUAGAGGCUCAAAAACGAGAUAUCGAAGAGAAGGAGCGUUUAAAGAACGAGGAAGAAUGGAAAAAAGCGGAGCAGGAGAGGAGAGCCGUAGAGGAAGAAGAAGAGAGAAAAAGGGAAGAAGAGGAAAGAACGAGAAGAGAAUAUCAAAGAAGACAAAUUCAAGAAGCUCUCAAUCAACAGACUUAUUACCAAUUCAGAGCUUACGCGGAGCAACAAUAUCCUGGAAACCCGGAACAACAAGCUGUUCUCAUAAGACAAUUGCAGGAGCAACAUUAUCAUCAAUACAUGCAACAAUUGCAUCAAACUGGUACAACCAUUGAGCAGACCAGAGACGGUAAUACGGACGAGAUGAAAAAAGAUUUGUCCAACGUUGUCGCGAGAAACAACGAUGAGUCGAACGAGAGCAACGAGAGUAACGAGAGUACACCCUUAAAACGCGAAGAGUCGGAAGAGCAGGACCCCGACGAUACACCCGAUUGGCCACCUAUCGCUACUCCAAAAAUGUGGACCAGACAAGGCGUCGAGGAAUUCAAAGAAACCAUCAGGCGCGAAGCCGGUGACGCUGUCAUCAAAGUUGGUCACGGAGAGACCGUUACUGUCAGGGUUCCCACUCACGAGGACGGAUCUUGUUUGUUUUGGGAAUUCGCUACCGACGGCUACGACAUCGGCUUUGGAGUUUAUUUCGAAUGGUCCAAACCCGACACGAAUCAGGUAUCCGUACACAUAAGCGAAUCAGAGGACGACGACGAGGACGAGGACGAGGAUUACGAGUCGAGGCAGGAUCUCGAAACUGGAGCAAUGGAUGGUGACCAACGUGGAAAAUACAACGUGCCAACACCCCCACCCAUAAGUGUUAUUGUCCCCGUGUAUCGCAGGGAUUCGCAAGAAGAAAUUUAUGCAGGAAGUCACGAAUAUCCUGGACAGGGCGUUUAUCUCCUGAAAUUCGACAACUCGUAUUCGCUAUGGCGCAGUAAAACACUCUAUUAUCGAGUAUACUACACACGACCGGGUUUCGCCAAAGACUAGAAUUCGACUCAAGACCAAAUGCCGAUAAAAACGACCGGAAUGAACAAACCGAAAUACCAAUUAACGAGAGUAACAUGUGUCAAAGGAUGAAAGAAAGAGAUUAAAGUGAUGCGAAAAUAAAAAAUCGCAGUCUUGUUAAAAAACGAAGCCGCUCCAGCACCAAGAAGAGAAAAACUUUGUCACGCGAGUUUCCUCGUGAUAUCCUAGUCCUACUCUUAGUUAUUCGUGCAAUAUGAACACUGAAACGCAAACUUCAAAGUGAAUGAAAAGAGAAGAAAUAUCGGAACGCGAGAGCGAGAAUUAUUUUUAUUUAUUGAAUGAAGCAAGAAUCAACAAUAUCACGAAUAAAUUUUGAAAAUCAAUAUUUCAGUUUCUCAUCUCAAAUUGUCUAUUGGCUACAAACAAAAAACGCACUCUCAAUCUCCCAAAAGAUGUUCAGAAUAUUUCAUUUUACUCAAUUGUACUCUCUCGAGUCGCGAGUCGAAUAGAAAUCAUUUAUCGAAAUUGUCGAGCAUUCCUGUAGUUAAAUUGGCAUUCGAAAACCGAAGUGGAGCGAGGGCUCGUUUCUAAUCGAGAAAUAAUGAAUUUGUAAGACAAUUUCACUGUGGCCAAUUUGUCAAAUCACCUCCUAAGCAUAAAUAUUUUUACGAAUAAGUCAAGUAUACGUUUACACCGAAAAAAAAACCCAGUCAACACACGCGUACACACACGCAGAGACACACUCGUUCGCAAAAAUUCAAAGGCCAGAGGCAUAAUAUAAAAUGCAUAGAUGUACUAUAAAUCAAUUGUGGAUGAAUUGUCAGUUUCGGAAGGUAGCCCAACACACUGCGUAACAUACAUAUAAGAAUUAUAGAAUAUACUGUGUUUGAAUCUUCGUUACUUAAAGUUGUAUGUUAAAACGUAGUUAUCAGUUCGUGUGUCAAUCUAUAUUGUUUACAUAUGUACGAGUACAUACAUCAUUAUCAUUAAUAUUAUUACUAUUAUUAUUCAUAUUGCAGGCUGUCACGUGUCUCACGUUAUGUAAAAAAAUGUGUCUUUUUCGAAAAAUAUACGAGCGACAAAGGAAUCGAGUAAUAA
Messenger RNA from Venturia canescens, 3107 nucleotides. Its product is annotated as Golgi resident protein GCP60. Gene Ontology annotation, cellular component: Golgi membrane. Gene Ontology annotation, molecular function: fatty-acyl-CoA binding. The record is from RefSeq and is a predicted model, not a curated record. Bases 588 to 2030 code for a protein of 480 amino acids. The transcript is spliced from 5 exons. Lineage: Eukaryota; Metazoa; Arthropoda; Insecta; Hymenoptera; Ichneumonidae.